CCCCUCACUCUCAUUUCCUCAUUCUAUUCUCGAGAACUUCUCACUUUUGUCUCUACUUUUUCUCUACUCUUCUUUAAAUCAUGUCUUGCUACAAGGGAAAGUACGCAGAUGAGCUUAUUGCUAAUGCUGCAUACAUUGGAACCCCUGGAAAGGGUAUUCUUGCUGCUGAUGAAUCCACUGGCACAAUUGGCAAGCGUUUCUCGAGCAUCAACGUUGAGAAUGUCGAAUCAAACAGGAGGGCUCUCCGUGAGUUGCUCUUCACCACCCCCGGUGCUGUUCAGUACCUCAGCGGUGUUAUCUUGUUUGAGGAAACACUUUACCAGAAGACCGCUUCUGGCAAGCCUUUCGUUGAUGUCUUGAAGGAGGGUGGAGUUCUCCCCGGAAUUAAGGUUGACAAGGGUACCGUCGAGCUCCCAGGAACCAACGGCGAGACCACCACCCAAGGUCUUGAUGGCCUUGCAGAGCGAUGCCAAAAGUACUACGAGGCUGGUGCUAGGUUUGCCAAAUGGCGUGCCGUGCUCAAGAUCGGUGCCAAUGAGCCUUCUCAGCUCGCAAUUAAUGAGAACGCCAAUGGCCUUGCCAGAUACGCCAUUAUCUGCCAGCAAAAUGGUCUUGUCCCCAUUGUUGAGCCCGAGAUCCUCGUUGAUGGAUCCCAUGACAUUAACAAGUGUGCUGAUGUUACCGAGCGUGUUCUUGCUGCUUGCUACAAGGCUCUCAAUGACCACCAUGUACUCCUCGAGGGUACCUUGUUGAAGCCUAACAUGGUCACUCCCGGUUCUGAAGCUGCCAAGGUUGCACCCGAGGUGAUUGCUGAGUACACCAUCCGUGCCUUGCAGCGCACAAUGCCAGCUGCUGUUCCCGCUGUGGUGUUCUUGUCUGGUGGUCAAAGUGAAGAGGAGGCCACUGUCAACCUCAACGCCAUGAACAAGCUCCAGACCAAGAAGCCAUGGUCGCUUUCGUUCUCCUUUGGACGUGCUCUUCAACAGAGCACCCUCAAGGCUUGGGCUGGAAAGGAGGAGAAUGUACAGAAGGCGCAAGCUGCAUUUCUUACUAGGUGCAAGGCCAACUCUGAGGCUACCCUCGGAAAGUAUGCUGGUGCUACCAACUUGAGUGAGGGUGCUUCUGAGAGCCUUCAUGUCAAGGACUACAAGUACUAGAACAAGUUUUUUGGUUUCUGUUCCUUUUUUGAUUUCCGUUUUGAAAACGAGAUGGCAGUAUGGAAUUACAAAAGUGUCUGUUUUAAUGGACAUAAUGUGUAAGGCUUUCUUUCUGUUUUUUCUAUCUGAUGUAUGGCCGCGGAUUGGUUUAAUAACAAACAAUAUUGGCGUUGUGACACUGAA
Molecule: messenger RNA, 1340 nt
Organism: Nicotiana attenuata
Lineage: Eukaryota; Viridiplantae; Streptophyta; Magnoliopsida; Solanales; Solanaceae
Product: fructose-bisphosphate aldolase 6, cytosolic
Exons: 3
Coding region: 81-1157 (358 amino acids)
Biological process (GO): fructose 1,6-bisphosphate metabolic process; glycolytic process
Cellular component (GO): cytosol
Molecular function (GO): fructose-bisphosphate aldolase activity
Source: RefSeq, a predicted model, not a curated record